Lactuca sativa (garden lettuce) is the source of this 1224-nucleotide messenger RNA. Its product is annotated as thaumatin-like protein 1. The record is from RefSeq and is a predicted model, not a curated record. Lineage: Eukaryota; Viridiplantae; Streptophyta; Magnoliopsida; Asterales; Asteraceae.
CAAAACAGUCAGAAUAUGGCCCUUCCACAUCAUUACCGCACUCCGUCGUGUCAUCAUUCAUGGACGCCAUCACUCUAUAAGUACCAUCCCAUCACCACCCUUCAAUACCCCCUCCACCCUCCACCCUCCUCCUUCAUCUUCUUCUUCAAUCUUCUUCUUCUUCUUCUUCAUUUACACACUCAUACUUUUCUUAAAAGCUUUCAUAUGGGUCACUCCGAUAUCGUUCUUAGAUUUCUCAUGUUCUUUGUUUUCAAAGGUGUUUAUGGGGCUACGACCUUUACAUUUUCAAACAAGUGUGACUACACAGUAUGGCCAGGGAUACUAGGCACCCCAGCUCUCGACACCACCGGAUUCGAGCUCCCGGAGGGUAAAUCACGUUCACUACAAGCUCCGGUAGGCUGGUCCGGCAGGUUCUGGGGGAGAACCCGCUGCAACUUCGACGGAUUGGGUCACGGAUCAUGUGUUACAGGAGACUGCGGUUCGGGGCAAAUGGAAUGCAACGGAGCCGGAGCAACCCCGCCCGCCACCCUUGCGGAGUUCACUCUCGGGUCAGGUACGCAGGACUUCUACGACGUCAGCCUUGUUGACGGGUACAAUCUGCAGAUGAUAGUGGAGGCGAGUGGUGGGUCCGGUGAGUGUGGGACUACCGGCUGCAUCGAUGACUUGAACCGGCGGUGUCCAAGCGAGUUGAAGGUGGCAGAUGGUGGAGGGUGUAAGAGUGCCUGCGACACAUUUGGGACGCCGGAGUUUUGUUGUAAGGGUGCAUUUGAUUCUCCGGCGGCUUGUCGGCCGACGGCGUAUUCUGAGGUGUUCAAAUCAGCUUGCCCGAAGUCGUAUAGCUAUGCAUAUGAUGAUGCUACGAGUACUUUUACGUGUAUGGGUGCUACUGAUUACGUAAUCAUUUUUUGUCCUACUCGAAGUAUCGGAAGCAUAAAGUCGAAAGCAGGCAAUGUGAGUCAAGAUUCAUUGGAUGCAUUGUUGGAUUUGUAUGCGCAUCUUGCUUCUGGGGAUUCAUCUUCCAAUAUCAAAUGCCCUUAUUUAUUAAAUUUUGUUAUAUUCACUCUUUAUGUAAUAAUAUUUCUUGUGCAAACAUUGUUUUCCAUUAAGUAAUUAAUUAACUAUUUUUGUAUCUGAUAAAAUUCACGACGGUUUAUAUGUAUAUAUACAAAUGGAUUUUUUGUGAUGUAAUCUUUUUGUUGAAUUCAGUUUCAGACUUUCAAUAUC